AUGGCACAAAUAUAUUUUAAAAAUCUGCAACCCACCCCUCUGGACUUGGUCCAGUGUUUGAGCGAGCGGCAUGAGAUCAGGGAGUGUCUUCCUCGUUCUCUUCAAGAAAGGGUCGGUUUCCUUGAACAACGUCGAAUUGAAGCGAACAGUGUGGGCCACGGCUACGACAAGAUCUUUGGUAGAUGUCUAGAUGACAAGUUAACAGCUGUGAACGUCCAGGAUGCGUAUGUCUGCGCACAUCAUCAGAUUUUGAAUUUUGUUCGGUUUUGCGAACUUGUUGUUGGCAACGCUCCAAAUAUUCGAUGCAUCACGUUGCGAACGGGAAUGGAAGCGCGGAAUAAUCAGAUGGCAUUUGACGAAUUGACGCGAAGCCUUGAGAAAGUUAAUGUCGUUCUGAAAGUCGAAUUCAGUCCUUCCAUUCAUGACAGAGAAAUCAGAUUCAAUAACGGGUGGAUCGUCAAAAUAGGACGGGGACUGGACUAUUUCAAAAAUCCGGGUAAAUACGCGUUGGGUGCGUCAGACCUGAACUUUCGACAAUGUCAUGAGACUACAGUUGACAUAAUGAGACAGAAGAAAUAG
Messenger RNA from Cooperia oncophora, 579 nucleotides. Lineage: Eukaryota; Metazoa; Nematoda; Chromadorea; Rhabditida; Trichostrongylidae. The record is from the annotation of a GenBank genome assembly.